GGCAAAUGUUUGAGCAAAACGUUAAACAAUAUUAAAUAAAUUAAAUCGUACACUAAUUUUAUAUACGAACAAUUAACGAUCACAGUUCCUUUAUUAUCGAAGCGUUGACUUACAUUUAUAAAAUUGUAACUCGUAGUCUAACCUAAAAAAAACCGGUAUUUGAUUUCUUUUAUCCUCUGGAAUUUGCGGAUUUACAAUGAAGACAACUGAAUCCAAGUGCAAAAUGUUGUUAUUGUCGCGAUGUUUAAUUGCGUUGGUGUUGAGCGUUUUCAUGCAAUAUUUAUUAUUAGCAGUUUUCUUGUUAUUUGUCAACUUUAACGCGUUGCACCCGAUGCGUUGGCUAAAGGAGACAUCCAGCUUGAUAUUUUCUUUUUAUACUUGGGUGGUAAUAACGCCGCUUAUAGCGUCAAUUCUUAUUUACGCAAUUUUAUUGGGAAAAUCUCAUUUAGCGAUUAAACGUUACUAUGCCUCUCGUUUCGUAUGGUUAGUGAAAACAUUUCCAAGAAAACUGUCUUUUCUUGGGAUACAUAUAGUAAUGGGACUGCUCACUGCGUGUACGUAUACACAAUUUCUCCAUGAAGAUUACAGAUCUCUUACGUACGAAUGUUACGGUCAAAGGUGUUUGAAUCCUUAUUACACGUUCCUUACUGGCAUUGGCAUUUCAUCAGGUUUUUAUCAUUUCUGUAAAGCGAAUUUAAAACAAGAACCGGAAGCAGAAUUUCCCAACAUCCAGCAGGCUUCCAUAGUUCGUUUAUGUGCUCUGCACUCGAUACUAUAUAAAUCUUUGCUCAAAUCGUUUAUGCCCUGCCUUUAUUACACUUUCAUUUAUUGGCUUUUGGGUCAUUACGGUAAUGAACGUUUAGCUCUUUUAUUUGGAAUGGAUUUGGAAGAAAAUUACAUUUCAUUCUUUUCUACUGUUACCAAUUUGCGUCUACUAUUUUAUGCUUGGAUACUAUCAUCACAAAUCCUCAGUAAUAUGCAAUUGAUGCAAAAAUUGUUCUCAAUCUUUUUAACGCAAGAAAUGGAGUUCGUUAUUGAAAAAGCCCAGUUAGUUUGUCCAAAUUUAGAGACUAAAGCGGAUAAGGAUGUGACGCUGGUAGAAGCUCUGGCCACGACUCAAGUACCCAUUAUACAAAAACUGGGCGCGUUACAAUUGCAAACAAUGGGCAAUAGCUCGAUGAUUAGUAAACGUUCCGCUAUCUAUAAUUUAUCUAUACCCGGUGGCUAUCCUACGAAUUGGAAUAAUUUGUCUGCCCAAUGCUUGGCCAUAAUGAACGAAUUCAUUGAAGAUUUGUCUCAAUCUAUUAAAAGCAUAUCAACCCUGAAGAAUGCCGAAUUUAUAUCUAAAGCCCAAACAAGCGCUACGAUAGCGGCGGAAAAACUUUUACUACGUCAAUAUAAUGUUAUCUACGGCAUUAGAAAAAUGGUACCUGAUGCACCGGCUGUCACGACUUUAACUUGUCCUAAACCGCUGCCAACAGCACAACGUAUUAAAGAAUAUUUUGAUAAUAAGUAUAAACAACUUCACACGACUUUACAUACCACACUUCGUAGAACACCAGGAUUUUUUUAUAUGUUUUGUGAACCGGAAGGUGCAAAGGCUGCCUUUAUUCUAUCGAAUUCACAAAUUAUAAUUUGGAUAUGUCAAGGCUUAGCAGGGAUCUGUGCAUCGUCCUUUAAAGAGGAUAAACACGGCGUAGUACAAAUCACUCUACCGGAAAUAAUUAACACUCUCUUGAGACUGAAACAGGAAUCUGAUAAACUGAAUAAUGUUAAUUUAAAUGGAAAAAAGUGGGAUCAAAAUUUAAUUGCUUUGAAGAGUGCCGUAAAACGUAGUUUGUAUAAAAUUACUACAAUUUACGGCGAUUAUCUGCCCGAUAUUAUCGAGGAUGCUGAGAAUUUACGAAUUUUGUCCAGCUUUAGAAAUUACCAGGAUACUUAA
Glossina fuscipes is the source of this 1942-nucleotide messenger RNA. Its product is annotated as nucleoporin Ndc1-like. NCBI's taxonomy places the organism in Eukaryota, Metazoa, Arthropoda, Insecta, Diptera, Glossinidae. The transcript has 3 exons. The record is from RefSeq and is a predicted model, not a curated record. Gene Ontology annotation, molecular function: protein-macromolecule adaptor activity. Gene Ontology annotation, cellular component: nuclear pore transmembrane ring. The coding region runs from base 197 to 1942 and encodes 581 amino acids. Gene Ontology annotation, biological process: nuclear pore organization.